AUGGCCCAAGAUGAAGUUUACUCCUCCACGACGGUGCCGAAUCCGAAUACCGGUUGUUUCCUGGUACCGACGCAGUAUCUGGACAAAGUGCGCUUUGUCGUGAAGAUUCUAGAAGUGCUGCUGUCCCUGGUGGCGUUCAUCCUGGAGGAAGUGGUGGCCGUUUGCAUAAAAUGUACAGCUCUGGAGUUCUUUGAGUUUGUCAGCUGCACGUCGUUCCUCUUCACCGCUCUGCUCCUCGUCCUUCUCUCCACAAACCUGCACCUUAGGGUGGGAAUCAACUGUUGGUCCAGCCUGGACUUUUGGUACACGACGAUCAUCGCCUUGGUUUUCUUCAUCGCCUCCAUCAUCUUUGCUGCCAUCAACAACGACAGUCCUCUGGAGAAAAGUGCUGGGGCAUUUGGUUUCCUAGCAACACUGGCUUUCGUGUUUGACCUCUUCCUAUUUUGGAGGACGUACGGACUUCCCUUCGCCAAAGGGGACAAGCCACAGCCCAGUAACGACGUCCGAACGGCGGACCCGGAAGUCCCAGCUGAGACGGAGAAGCUCAACACGGACGCCACCGCGGCCGAGUGA
Messenger RNA from Nerophis lumbriciformis (worm pipefish), 573 nucleotides. Lineage: Eukaryota; Metazoa; Chordata; Actinopteri; Syngnathiformes; Syngnathidae. The record is from RefSeq and is a predicted model, not a curated record.